AUUCCAUUCCACCUUGGUUUUCUUUCAAGCUAAGGCCAUAGAUUGGAGGAUUCUAUAUGAGAAUGAAGAUGGCUUUUACUUUUGGUGCACAAGGAUUCAUUCUUCUUGCAAUUGCAGCCUCUUUCUUGGUAGUUGGUGAGGCUAGAACCAUUGUUGUCGGAGGCUCAGAAGGCUGGCGUUUUGGCUUCAACUACACAGAUUGGGCUCUCAAAACAAGUCCUUUCUACCUGAACGAUAAAUUAGUAUUCAAAUACGCACCCCCAAGUGACAACUCUGUUGCUCCAAAUGUUUACCUACUACCAAAUGUAUUGAGCUAUAUGGCAUGUAACUUCAGCAGUGCGAAGCUGCUGGCAACCGAAACACAAGGAAAUGGUAAAGGUUUUGAGUUUGUGCUGAACCGCUGGAGGCCUGCAUACUUCGCUUCUACUGCGGAGGAUGGCAGUCACUGCAGUGAGGGGCAGAUGAAAUUCUUUGCUAUUCCAUGGCCGCGUCCGAAUUAAUUAGUUAUCAUCGAGGGCUUGAAAAAGACGCAGGCAGUGCUUGCUAUUUGCUAUUCAUUUGGUUUACUUGUAGGGUACAGAAACAUUCAAUCAUGUUUGCAUGAUUAAAAGGGUUUGUUCCCAAUUACUUUGUUUUGGUUUAAGUUUCGUACACUUCAUGGCUUUUAGGAAAACAAGUGUGUGAGGAAUAUUUGUGUUUCUUCUUGAUAUAUCAGCAUGAAUUAAAUAAAACAGCCUUUGUUUU
Juglans regia (Persian walnut) is the source of this 744-nucleotide messenger RNA. RefSeq names its product blue copper protein 1b-like. The coding region runs from base 57 to 500 and encodes 147 amino acids. Gene Ontology annotation, molecular function: electron transfer activity. The transcript is spliced from 2 exons. The record is from RefSeq and is a predicted model, not a curated record. Lineage: Eukaryota; Viridiplantae; Streptophyta; Magnoliopsida; Fagales; Juglandaceae.